CUCUCUCUCUCUCUCUUUCUCUCUCUCUCUCUUUCUCCCUCUCCCUCUCCCUCUCCCUCUCCCUCUCCACGCUCACGAGAACUGCAUUUCGCACAAAAGUCAUCGAAGCCUCGUACGACAGGUAGGCGGCGAACACAAAACGCUGACGUGUGAAAGUGACGAGUGAAUUAACUGUCUCUGCCGAUAUUAGCAGAAUGAACGAGGAAUACGCCGAGUAUCGAUGUUCGACAUGUAAGAAGGCGAUAAAAACGUAGGUGAUCGCAUGCAAGUCCUGUGCUAAGCUUUUCUACCAUCCAGGUUGUGUAUCUAAAAAAUUUAUGAUAGAAACCGCGAAUUGGUGUCGUAUCCUGGCCCAUUCGAGAAGUUCAUUAUUAGUGACGGUAAUAAAUUAGUUGAUAUAAAUAAAGCAGCGGCAUUGACAGGAAGAACAACGGGACCUGCAAAAAUGAGUCCGGCGACAAGCAGCGGGAAUAAAGUGAGACACGAGUGGAGCAGGGGAUAUCGAUAGAAAAAUAGAUAUGCUUGUAAGAACAGUGAAAGAAUUAAAAGAUGAGACAGCAUGUAAAAAGAAGAUCAAGUCAAUGAUAAAAGAAAUAGUCCGUGAGGAGAUGGGAGGCUUUAAACAGGAAUUAGAAGAAUUAAGAAAAAUGUGGAUGCAAGGGGCAUAUGGACAAUCUGGUGGAGCGUCAAGAAAAUAUAGCGACAUGAUUAAAGGAGGAAGGAGGAAAAAAUCUUGAUUAUAAAACCAAAAGUACAAGAGAGUAAAAUUACGAAGAAAACAAUUAAAAAUAAAAUUGAUAUAACCAAGAUGGAAAUAGGAAUUACCAAAUUAAGAAAGGGAGGUAAAGGGACAGUGAUCUUAAGAUGUGAGACGGAAGAAGAGAAGGAAAAGCUAAAGGCGACGGUACAAGCGGCAAUGGGUGAGGAGGUCAAGAUCUCGAAGCCACAGAAGAGGAAACUUAAGAUUAAAAUAAUUAAUGUUGGUGGAGAGGAAAUGAAAAUGGAGGAUGAUAAAUUAAUAGAUACAAUCAAGAAACAGAAUAGAAUUGGCAAAAAAUUCUGUAUGCACUUAGUGAAGAAAAUAUUAAGAGGAAAAAAUAAGGAUAUUGAGCAAGGAUCCGUAAUAAUUGAAGUAGACGAAAGCACUCAUAAAUCACUAAUAAACAGAGUAAAAAUAAAUUUAGGAUGGCGAAAGUGUUCUAUAUUUAAUUAUAUUAGUGUUAGAAGAUGUUUUAAAUGCUGGGGCUAUUAUCAUAUUGCCAAAAAUUGCACGAGACAGGAAACAUGCUAUAAAUGUGCAGGAAAUCAUAAGGCGAAUGAAUGUACGACGGCAUAGAAGGUGUGUAAACUGUAUCUAUAAAGACGGAAUUCCACUGAGGCAACACUAAGCGACAUGUAGUAUGCCACAUGUCAUCUAGUGUCGCCUAUUUUUGAUGCGCGAUUUCAAACCGUGCCACAAACUCGAUGUCGCACGAGAAAUUUGUCGCCCAAUGUCGUAUGCGCCUUGUCAUUUGUGUUUGUAGUAUGCGGCUUAAUCAAUUUCAUUGAAGCAACAUCAGUAUCGUGCGCCAUGUCAUUGGAAACGGUAGCAGCAGCUGCUUAUUUGGUAAUAGCGUUAAGUGGCAAAAGAAAAAAACGAAGGAAACCAAGGUGGUGGAGAAGAGAACUAUUUAUUGGGAGUCGAAAAUCUGAAAAUAAAUUUUUAAAUAAAUUGGUUGCGGACGAUAGCGCUUUAUUUAAAAACAUUAUGCGGAUGAGUAGAGAAGAUUUUGAAUUUUUGCUGAAUUUGGUUACACCGAUUAUAAGAAAAUCGGACACCAACUUUCGUGAUGCAAUACCGGCUGAUGUGAGAUUAUUAUUGACAUUGAGAUAUUUAGCCACCGGCGACAGCUAUCCUUUACUUAUGUAUCUGUUCCGGAUCUCUGAGACAAGUAUUUCACGAAUUAUUCCAGAAGUAUGCAGAGUUUUGAUCAACGUUCUACGUAAUUUUGCAAAGAUUCCUUGCACAGAAGACGAGUGGAGGAAGAUUGCAAAAGAUUUUGAAGUUUCGUGGAAAUAUCCACACUGUGUCGGAGCUUGUGACGGAAAACACAUCGUGAUCCAAAACCCAAAAAACAGUGGCAGUAAUUUUUUUAACUACAAAGGAACCUUCAGCAUUGUUUUGAUGGCCAUUGCAGACGCCAACUAUUGUUUUACGUACGCCGAUAUUGGUUGUCAAAGCAGAAUUUCAGACGGAGGAGUGUUUCGUGAAACAACGUUUUACAAAAAAAGGUCGAAAAACAAUCUGGGAUUACCACCCCAUGAACCUCUUCCUGGAAGUAAUAAGUUAUCGCCCUAUGUUCUAGUGGCGGAUGAUGCGUUUCCCUUGCAGAUACACAUUAUGAAACCUUUUCCCGGCUACCAUGAGAAGGGCUCUUGUAAGAGACAUUACAACUAUAGACUUUCACGUGCUCGCAGAGUAGUGGAAAACGCUUUUGGAUUGUUAGCAUCAGUCUUUCGUGUCUUUAGAAGACCAAAAAUGUUAAAUGUGGAAAAUGCUGAGAUUAUCACAACGGCAUGCAUUUAUCUGCAUAACUUUUUGAGAAAAAGUACAACUUCGAAAGCACUAUAUUCACCUCAAGGAACUUUUGAUACUGACACACGAGAUGGAAACAUUAUUCCGGGAUCAUGGAGGUCAAUAACGCAAGACGACAUUGGUAUGAAGAAUUUAAAACGCGGUAGAGCACGGAGGUCAACUUUGGAAGCCAAAGAAGUGAGGGACGAAUUUAUGAGGUACUUUACAUCAGACGAAGGACAUGUACCGUGGCAAGAUCAUUACUGAUAAUUUAAUGAAGUUGUAAUAAAAUAAAAUACAAAGAAAUAAAUAUAUAUAAACUUACCUCAGAAUUUUUUUCAUCA
This is a messenger RNA of Temnothorax curvispinosus, 2898 nucleotides long. RefSeq lists its product as uncharacterized. Lineage: Eukaryota; Metazoa; Arthropoda; Insecta; Hymenoptera; Formicidae. Bases 1571 to 2821 code for a protein of 416 amino acids. The record is from RefSeq and is a predicted model, not a curated record. The transcript is spliced from 2 exons.